Molecule: messenger RNA, 2499 nt
Organism: Tribolium castaneum (red flour beetle)
Lineage: Eukaryota; Metazoa; Arthropoda; Insecta; Coleoptera; Tenebrionidae
Gene: Scm
Product: Sex comb on midleg
Exons: 5
Coding region: 221-2035 (604 amino acids)
Biological process (GO): negative regulation of DNA-templated transcription
Cellular component (GO): nucleus
Molecular function (GO): chromatin binding; histone binding; zinc ion binding
Source: RefSeq, a predicted model, not a curated record
UAAUAUACACAAACAUAACGCGUUGUUGACAUUUCGACGUCGUUGACAUUGUGAUGUAUUUUUCCGUUUAAUCCCGGUUUUGCGUCACUACCCCACUGCAGGCGCCCCCAGUGGUCUUUCCGAUGUAAUCGGUGCCGUAGCCCGUGCGACAGUUCUCCCCCGCCAUGCCCCCAGCGCCCGCCUGAUUUUGGAGGUAAACUGAUGUUUUUGAAAUCGUGCGAUGUCGAGUAACCCCAACCCGACGCCGGGCAAGGUGCGGGGCCCCGGCCGGCCCCCCAAGAAGAUCAUCUCGUGCACGUGGUGCAACGAGAGCAAGCUGCCCCUCAAGUACGUGCUGCCGACCACCAACGGCAAGAAGGAGUUCUGCUCGGAGACAUGUCUCGCCGAGUUCCGCAAGGCCUACAUCAAGGGGGCCUGCCUCCAGUGCGACAACGUGGUCCGGGGCGCCAACAGCCCCUCGAAGGACUUCUGCUCGACGUACUGCAUGAACAAGUACCAGAAGAAGGCCGAGUUGCAGAAUCGGGUGGCUGCGGUCGCCCCCACGACGCCGCUCGAGGCCUCGCCGGGCCCCUUCCAGUACGAGACGUAUCAGCCGUUCGACUGGGACGAGUAUCUCAAAGAGACGAACUCGGUGGCGGCGCCCGCGAGCUGCUUCAAGCAGGCGGUGACGCCGCCACAUAACGAGUUCAAAGUGUCGAUGAAGUUGGAGGCGUUGGAUCCCAGGAAUGUCACCUCCACGUGCAUUGCCACGGUGAUCACGGUCCUGGGAUCCAGGCUCAGGUUGAGGCUGGAUGGGAGUGAUAAUAAGAAUGAUUUUUGGAGACUGGUUGACUCGAAGGAGAUUAAUCCCGUGGGGCAUUGUGAGAAGUCAGGGGGGAUGCUACAGCCCCCAUUGGGUUUUCGCAUGAACGCGAGUUCGUGGCCGAUGUUCCUCACGAAAACGCUCAACGGUGCCCUAAUGGCCCCCGCCAACAUAUUCCAAAAAGAGCCCCCAAGUCCCAAAUGCAACCUAUUCCAAGUUGGGCAAAAACUCGAAGCUGUUGAUAAGAAAAACCCCCAAUUGAUAUGUUGUGCUACAGUCGGUGCAGUAAAAAACGAACAGAUUCAUGUUACGUUCGACGGCUGGAGAGGUGCUUUCGACUAUUGGUGCCGUUACGACAGCAGAGACAUUUUUCCGGUCGGAUGGUGCGCCAAAUCGGGGCAUCCGAUGCAGCCCCCGGGACAGAAAAACAGCACCGGACAUGCCAGAUAUAAGUUUAAGCCGGCUUUGACAGCCCCCAUACCGCCGAUUUCGUCCACGGUGGCGGAGUCGCCCGAAGCGGACACUUCGGCGCCCCCGCCGCCCCCAAUCACCAUUCAGGUGCGGAAAAGCUGCAUGGGGGGCCCCCUGAUCGACGCCACCCAGCUGCCGCUGACAAUCGAAGAAACGACACCAAAAGCCCUAGCCAAGAGCCUCAUCGGCAAAAUUUUAGUCGCUUCACACAAAUCUGAGACGAUUCUAGCCCGACUGGGGGCGUUACGAGGCGAAGAAAUGGUCAUCACCCACCAAAGCACCACCUACACCAUAAAAUUACCCCAAUUAUCGAAAGCUACCGACUUGGAAAACGUCUUCACAGCGCUGGCGUCGGCAUUGGGGUGUUGCCAUAACCUUUUCUCAUUAGACGGUAUGAAGAAAGAAUGUUCCUCGUGUGAUGUUAAACCGUCACCACCGAAACGCAAACCGCCCCCAGAGCAAGAAGCAGCCACUUCGACAACCCCCGGCGAUACUUCGGCCUCCGAAUCGCCACUCGCUAGUCUCAAUAAAAUCCCCACACAGGAGUGGGGGAUUGAAGAAGUGAUACAGUUUAUCGAGUCGGCGGAUUCGUGUCUAGGAGUCCACGCCGACUUGUUCCGCAAACAUGAAAUCGACGGAAAGGCGCUGCUGCUUCUCAAUUCGGACAUGAUGAUGAAGUACAUGGGUCUGAAGCUAGGACCGGCACUGAAAAUAUGUAAUUUGGUCUCGCGGCUUAAGGGCAGAAGGUACAAUUCGCUUUAAGGAAGAAAAGAAAGUCUAUUUUUCCGUACUUGGAUGCAUAAAUUGUGUCAUUGUUAUGUACCUCCCUUAGAGUUAUAUAUUUUUUAUUAUCAGAAAACAUUUUUUUCCUAAUGUUUGUGAUACGUUCAAGUCUCGUUUAUCGGCAAUACAAUUGUAUCGUAAAUUGUAGGUUUAGCGACUCGAUUCUCCGUUCGUUUAUUCCAAAUUGCGCAUUUUCCAGUAUUUCGUUAGGAGCUUUUUUGUAGAAAUAAAUAAAAGUAUUUAAUUUUCUUACCAUUUUGAUUUCAUUUUGAAAAAAUGAAACGUGCAUUUAGCUUAGCUCUUUUAUAGACGACGCAGUGGAUGUUUGGCAUGGGGACACUGCUGUUUGUUUCAAGCAUUUUUACCGAUUAGUUUAAGUGUUGAGAUUGUUUAAAUUUAAUUCUGUAACAGUGAGUUAAUAAAGAGGAAUAUCAAACAAUUAA